ACUGGUGGAACACUGGAAGUUCUCUCUCUCCGAAAACUGCCAUGGCCACGGUGGCCCAGUCCCUCCUCUUCCUCGUCUCUCUCCAAUGCCUCCUCACACUCUCUUUCGCCGCCGACACCGCCGCCAGGAAGACCUACAUCGUCCACAUGAACCACCAUGACAAGCCCUCUCUCUUCCCCACCCCCCACGACUGGUACCUCUCCCACCUCCUCUCUCUCUCCUCCUCCUCCUCCUCCCCCACGCUCCUCUACUCCUACACCGCCGCCUACCCCGGGUUCGCCGCCUCCCUCGACCCCUCCCAGGCCGCCUCCCUCCGCCUCUCCCCCUCCGUCCUCGGCUUCUACGAGGACACCCUCUACUCCCUCCACACCACCCGCACCCCCGAGUUCCUCGGCCUUUCUACCGAGCUCAACACCCGCGAUCCGAACCCGGACCCUAAUGCCGCUGACGUCAUAAUCGGAGUCCUCGACACAGGCGUCUGGCCCGAGUCCAGGAGCUUCGACGACUCGGGCAUGCCCGAUGUCCCCGCCCGGUGGCGCGGCGAGUGCGAGUCGGGCCCCGACUUCGACCCGAGCCUCUGCAACAAGAAGCUUAUUGGGGCUCGCUCUUUCUCCAGAGGCUAUCACAUGGCCUCAGGUGGCGGUUUCUUGAAGAACCCGAAAGAAACGGACUCGCCCCGAGAUCAAGACGGGCACGGGACCCACACCGCGACCACGGCAGCCGGGUCGCGCGUGGCGAAUGCGAGCCUCCUCGGCUACGCCAGCGGGACGGCGCGUGGGAUGGCCAUGCGGGCCAGGGUGGCCUCCUACAAGGUCUGCUGGAGCAAUGGCUGUUUCGGGUCAGACAUCCUUGCCGGCAUGGACCGAGCCAUGCUGGACGGCGUCGAUGUCCUCUCGCUGUCCCUUGGCGGCGGGUCCGCACCGUACUAUCGCGACACCAUUGCCAUCGGUUCAUUCGCUGCCGUGGAGAGAGGCAUCUUCGUCUCCUGCUCCGCCGGCAACGCUGGGCCAACGCGGGCUUCGCUUGCCAACGUGGCACCAUGGAUUAUGACCGUCGGCGCUGGCACUCUGGACCGGGACUUCCCUGCUUACGCCGUUCUCGGCAACAAGAACCGGUUCACUGGCGUGUCGCUUUACAGCGGACCGGGAAUGGGGAGUGAACCGGCUGGUCUGGUCUAUGACAAGGGGUCCGAUGGCUCGGGCAACUUGUGCCUGCCCGGUUCACUUCAACCGGACUUGGUGCGCGGGAAGGUGGUGGUGUGCGAUAGGGGAACCAACGCCCGCGUCGAGAAGGGCGCAGUCGUACGUGCUGCGGGUGGGGUUGGAAUGAUCCUCGCGAACACGGCGGCGAGUGGCGAGGAACUGGUGGCCGACAGUCACCUGCUGCCUGCCAUGGCCGUGGGGAGGAAGGUGGGGGAUCUGAUCAGGGAGUACGCGAGCAGCGACCCAAAUCCGACGGCCGCAGUUGGCUUCGGAGGGACCGUGUUGGGCAUACAGCCGUCACCGGUGGUGGCGGCAUUCAGCUCGAGAGGCCCCAAUCUGGUGACGCCGCAGAUACUGAAGCCCGACGUGAUCGGCCCGGGAGUCAACAUACUGGCGGCCUGGUCCGGGGCGGUGGGGCCCACAGGGCUGGAGAGAGAUACGAGGAAGACCCAGUUCAACAUCAUGUCAGGCACGUCCAUGUCGUGCCCUCACAUUAGCGGCCUCGCUGCGCUCCUCAAAGCCGCCCACCCGAACUGGAGCCCGAGCGCGAUGAAGUCCGCGCUCAUGACCACUGCCUACACUCGCGACAACACCAAUUCUUCCCUCCGCGAUGCUGCCGGAGGCACUUAUUCCAACCCUUGGGCGCACGGUUCGGGACACGUCGACCCCCAGAAAGCCCUCUCCCCUGGCCUGGUGUACGAUAUCUCGACCGACGACUAUGUCGCCUUCCUCUGCUCGCUGGAUUACACCCUCGAUCAAGUGAGAGCGGUGGCCAAGCGCCCCAACGUCACAUGCUCGCGUAAGUUCGCGGACCCCGGCCAGCUGAACUAUCCAUCCUUCUCGGUCUUGUUCAGGAGCGAGAGGGCCGUGAGGUACACGCGCGAGCUGACCAAUGUCGGGGCUGCAGGGUCGGUUUACGAAGUCACAGUGACGGGGCCAUCGGCUGUGGAAGUGACGGUGAAGCCCGCAAAGCUGGCGUUCGCUAACGUCGGGGACAAGAUGAGUUACACGGUGACCUUCGUGCCCAAGAAAGGCACAAGGAGUGAGACAGCUGGGUCGGAUUUCGGUAGCAUCGUCUGGAGCGACGCUCGAAAUGAAGUCCGGAGCCCGGUCGCUUACGCAUGGACCCAGAUCGAAUGAGGGGUUGGCUGAUGUUCGAGGUUGCUUCAGGCUCUGCUUCGGCCCUGAAUCAGCUGAAGCAUUGUGGUUGAUUGGCAAGCGACGUUGGUGAGGGACAGAGUGUGAGAUUUGUGCUUGUGUGACUGUGAAAGUAAUGUGGUAGACUGAAUUUGUAAAGCAUCCAGAAGGAAUUCUCUCAUCAAGAAGAGAGUAUCAAGAGACAACAGUGUUAAUUAAUCACGAUACUUAAGAAACUAA
Molecule: messenger RNA, 2579 nt
Organism: Rhodamnia argentea
Lineage: Eukaryota; Viridiplantae; Streptophyta; Magnoliopsida; Myrtales; Myrtaceae
Product: subtilisin-like protease SBT1.8
Exons: 3
Coding region: 42-2342 (766 amino acids)
Biological process (GO): proteolysis
Molecular function (GO): serine-type endopeptidase activity
Source: RefSeq, a predicted model, not a curated record